Molecule: messenger RNA, 1191 nt
Organism: Trematomus bernacchii (emerald rockcod)
Lineage: Eukaryota; Metazoa; Chordata; Actinopteri; Perciformes; Nototheniidae
Exons: 3
Coding region: 1-1161 (386 amino acids)
Source: RefSeq, a predicted model, not a curated record
AUGAAACGUCUGGAGCUAGAGGGGACUCUAUUGGACUCCUUUCUUUACUCCCAUUGGCUAACGCUCCACACGCUGGUGUCUAAGGGGCGGGACAUCUCUAAGCAAGUGGACCAAUCCCAGCAGAGCCGACCAGCUGACCAAUCAGAGCCGCCUGUGAAUCAGCUGUUUGAUCUCCUUGAAGUCAGUAGUGAGUACCUGUCAGCUGACCAAUCAGAGCCGCCUGUAAAUCAGCUGUUUGAUCUCCUUGAAGUCAGUAGUGAGGACCUGUCAGCUGACCAAUCAGAGCCGCCUGUAAAUCAGCUGUUUGAUCUCCUUCUUGAAGUCAGUAGUGAGGACCUGUCAGCUGACCAAUCAGAGCCGCCUGUGAAUCAGCUGUUUGAUCUCCUUGAAGUCAGUAGUGAGGACCUGUCAGCUGACCAAUCAGAGCCGCCUGUGAAUCAGCUGUUUGAUCUCCUUCUUGAAGUCAGUAGUGAGGACCUGUCAGCUGACCAAUCAGGGCCGCCUGUGAAUCAGCUGUUUGAUCUCCUUCUUGAAGUCAGUAGUGAGUACCUGUCAGCUGACCAAUCAGGGCCGCCUGUGAAUCAGCUGUUUUAUCUCCUUCUUGAAGUCAGUAGUGAGGACCUGUCAGCUGACCAAUCAGGGCCGCCUGUGAAUCAGCUGUUUUAUCUCCUUCUUGAAGUCAGUAGUGAGUACCUGUCAGCUGACCAAUCAGAGCCGCCUGUGAAUCAGCUGUUUGAUCUCCUUGAAGUCAGUAGUGAGGACCUGUCAGCUGACCAAUCAGGGCCGCCUGUGAAUCAGCUGUUUGAUCUCCUUGAAGUCAGUAGUGAGGACCUGUCAGCUGACCAAUCAGAGCCGCCUGUAAAUCAGCUGUUUUAUCUCCUUCUUGAAGUCAGUAGUGAGUACCUGUCAGCUGACCAAUCAGGGCCGCCUGUGAAUCAGCUGUUUGAUCUCCUUGAAGUCAGUAGUGAGGACCUGUCAGCUGACCAAUCAGAGCCGCCUGUAAAUCAGCUGUUUGAUCUCCUUCUUGAAGUCAGUAGUGAGUGGCCGUUUCUCAAUCGCGAGGAUGCUGGCUUGGUAGCACAGCCGAGCCGAGCAUCUUGCUUCAGAAGCGAGGCAAGAAUACUUCCUGGCAUUCGGAAAACGAAGACUGGAACAGGCUAGCAAGUGUGCAGGUGUGCAUCAUAUGAGAGG